This is a messenger RNA of Mauremys reevesii (Reeves's turtle), 10005 nucleotides long. RefSeq names its product zinc finger protein 845-like. The record is from RefSeq and is a predicted model, not a curated record. Gene Ontology annotation, biological process: negative regulation of transcription by RNA polymerase II; regulation of cytokine production; regulation of immune system process. Lineage: Eukaryota; Metazoa; Chordata; Testudines; Geoemydidae. The coding region runs from base 609 to 4895 and encodes 1428 amino acids. The transcript is spliced from 4 exons.
AUGUUGAUUGCAUCCUCAGGAGAACUGAUGGGGCUGGCCAUGCCAGGGUGCGUAGGCUCUGCCCGGAUGCCAGCUGUCUUCCAAAUCCACCAGCAUUUCCCAGCCUCUUUCUCUCCCCCUGCUCUGCUGGCUUUGUUUCUCUGCCUUGUGUUUUACCCUUUCCCCGGUAGCUUUUAGAGCCCUGACACAGACUUCCUGUGAGUCAGCACAGCAGACAUUUGGAGGAGAAUAACUGAUGGGCAGAGCCACAGUGUGUUUGGGUGACAAAAAGCGAGAGGUCUGGACUCUGCAUUAGUUGCCAAGUUACCUCUGACCGAAAAAUCCUCAUCUGGCUAAUUCUUAGAGAACAAAAGCAGAUGAAAGCCCAACAGUUUCAAAUAAGGAGAAGCAUCCGGAGGAGUGGACUAAAAACGGGAGCCCUCUCAGGAAACAAAAUGGGGAAGGAGAAGUGGGAGUAUGCCGAGGCGAGGUAGAAAUCUUCAUGAGUCAGGAUAAAGCCAAGAAAGUAAAACCCAGCCGGAAACAGAUGCGACACACCCAUUCCCUGCGAAUGAAGCUUCCAUAACAGCCCAGCGGCCUGGUCCGCCAGGGAGCAGAGCAGCGGUACAAUGGAAAUCCUUAAACUAGAUGCACCAGAGAGACUGGGGCCAUGUACCGAAUACGGGGAAAGCACUGCUCAGAUGGUAGAUCUGGCAGCCCACCGGAGAGCCCAGCAUGGCAAGCGUGAUGGAGAUGAGAAAAGUACCACCCAGCCGGGAGAGAGAGCACGUGAGUCUGCCAAAUGUGGGAAAGGCUUUGUUAAGAAGGGGAAUCUCACAGCCCAUCGGAGGAGAUGGAGCCCUGAGGAAGCCAGUGGGUGUGAGGGAAAUCCAACAGCAACAGGAGAUCUCACAGCCCAUCAGAGACCUCUCAGGAGACAAGGCUCACAGGAACCCAACGGGUGUGAGGGAAAUCUGACAGGAGAUCUCGUAAGACACAAGACAAGCACCACAAAAGCAGAACCAUCCCCUGGCCCGGAAGUUGAGGAAAGCCACCAGGGAGCGCUCUGCGCCCCAAGGGGAGGCCUGAGGAGGAAGCGGACUCACACGUGCUCUGAAUGCGGGAAGAAGUUCAGCAAGAAAGGUAACCUCACCAAGCAUCAGCGCACCCACCGGGACGAGCGGCCGUUCAAGUGCAGCCAGUGCCAGAAGAGCUUCUUUGUGAGGUCCCAGCUCUCCCAGCAUGAGAGGAUCCACACGGGGGAGCGGCCGUACAAGUGCGCCGAGUGCGGCAAGCGCUUCACCCAGAAAUCCAACAUCAUCAUCCACCAGAGGAUCCACACGGGGGAGCGGCCCUUUAAAUGCGCUGACUGCGGGAAGAGCUUCAUCGACAAGUCGCAGCUCAUCACGCACCGCCGGACCCACACGGGGGAGCGGCCCUUCGCAUGCAGCGAGUGCGGGAAGGGGUUCCGGCAGAAGAUCACCCUGAUCACGCACCAGAGAAUCCACACCAGGGAGGAGCCCUACACCUGUCCUCAGUGCAGCAAGAGCUUCAGCCAGAAGGCCAACCUCAUGAGACACCAGCUGAUCCACACGCGGGAGGGGCCGUACAUAUGCACCGAGUGCGGGGAGAGCUACAGUGCCAUCAGGCACCUGAAGAGGCACCAGUUGAGCCACGCCGGGGAAAGGCCCCACGUGUGCACCAAAUGCGGGAAGAACUUCACCCGCAAAUCAAGCCUCAACAGGCACCAAGAGAUCCACGCCAACGACAGGCCAUAUGCAGUGGUGGCAGCAGAAAACCUCACCGUGGUCUAUGAGAUAAUGCAGGUCCCACUCUACCGUGACAUUGACCUGAAAGCGGCUCCUGGCUCCCCAGCCAGACUGCUGCGGGAUCUCUGCUCCAAGCUGGGCUGCCACCCAGGCUCCCGGCUGGGGCUACUGCCCGCAGUUCCCUGCUCCCCGCUGGGAGUCCUGCAGCUCCCUGGGGUCCUGGUUCCCUGCUCCCCGCCGGGAGCAAAGCAGCCAGCCAGACUCCAGGUACACAUCUCCCCCUGGAGGCAAGAAGCCUGGGAGCAUGGAGGUGAGAAGCCCCAGGCGGCAGCUGGGCUCCCCGUGCGGAGCUGCAUGGAGCUGAGCGCUCCAGGCCAAGAAAAUUGGAGGACAUGGCAAGAAAGACCCCAGAUGAUCGAUCUUGUGCAUGAGCUUCCUGCCAGCUCAGCCCUGGGAAACCGGACGAUGGAGAAGCUGACGGUUAUUAAGGUGGAAGUGGAAGAUCUCCUCAAGCACCCCCGGGAGAAGAUGUACACUUGCACGAUCUGCGGGGACAGCUUUAAUCACAAGAGCGUCCUAGCCACGCACCAGAAGACCCACAAGGAGGAGAUGCUGGUGGAGCACCAUGAGCAGGAGGGAAGUGCCAUCACAGCAGGAAAGCCAACAAGCCAGCAAGCCAGCGGAAGGGCAGAGGAUGCCAGCCAGGAAGGCGUGACCCAGCAGGGAGAUCUCUUGGCGCAGAAGGAAUCCCUGCAGAAAGCAAAGCCCUACUCUUGCACCGACUGUGAGAAGAGCUUCAAGAUGAAGGUGGACCUCACCAAGCACCUCAGGACCCACACAGGGGAGAGGCCUUUCCCGUGCAUGGAGUGUGGGAAGAGGUUCAUCACCAAGUCGCAGCUGAAGGAGCACCAGAGGAUCCAUACCGGGGAGCGACCUUACCAGUGCUCCGAGUGCGGGAAAUGCUUCACGCAGAAGUCACAGCUCAUUGUUCACCGGAGGAUCCACACUGGCGAGAAGCCCUACAAGUGCAGCAGCUGCCAGAAGAGCUUUGUGGACAAGUCGCAGCUGGUCGCCCACCACCGUAUCCACACAGGUGACCGCCCCUUCAAGUGCGGGUUGUGCGCCAGGGGUUUCCGCCAGAAGAUCACCCUCAUUAAACACCAGAGGGUCCACACCGGGGAGGGGGGGCGACGGCAUGGCGGGCCCUAUACUGGCAACGCCUCACAGCUCAUCGUUCCCGAGUCGACGCCGGACGGGGAGAAGAUAUUCCGAUGCGGCACGUGUGGAAAGGAGUUCAAGAAGAAGUCGAUCCUGGUGACCCACCAGAGGAUCCACACCGGGGAGGAACCCUACCAUUGCGCCGAGUGCGGGAAGCGCUUCCGGCAGAAGAUCCACCUGAUCCGCCAUCAGAGGACCCACGCCAGGGGGGAGGCCCAUGUGUGUGUUGAGUGCGGGGAUGGCUUCAGCAGCAAGGGGCAGCUGCUGAGGCACCAGCGGUGCCAGCACCAGAGCGAGAGACCCCACACGUGUCCCGAGUGUGGGAGAAGCUUUAGCCAGAAAGUAGGCCUCAUGGCGCACCAGAGAGUCCAUGAGAGGGAGAAGGGAGAUGGGAGCGUGGCCGCCACCGAGGGGAGCGCUGGUGAGGCGGCAGACGGGAGGCUGCCUGCCAAAAACGGCAAAGGCAGCAGCCAUCCGGGGGACCUGAUGGUGCCUCGUAAGAGCCAGGUCUAUACCUGCACCCAGUGUGGCAAGACAUUCACCAAGAAAGGGAACUUUGCCAACCACCAGCGAGCCCACACGGAGGAACGGGCGCACCGCUGUGGCGUCUGCGGCAAGAAGUUCACCAAGAGGGGGGAGCUGACCAAGCACGAGCGGAUCCACACGGGCGAGAGGCCGUACGUCUGCGGCGACUGCGGCAAGCGCUUCACCCAGCGCACCCAGCUGGUCACCCACCAGCGCAUCCACACCGGCGAGAAGCCCUACCCCUGCGCUGACUGCGGCAAGCGCUUCAUCGACAAGUCCCGGCUGACUGUGCACCGGCGUAUCCACACCGGCGACCGGCCCUUCCAGUGCACUGCCUGCGGCAAGGGCUUCCGCCAGAAGAUCGCCCUCAUCAAGCACCACCGAGUCCACGAGAGGGGCCGUCUGGAUGGGGAGGUCUCAGGGGGGAAGGAGCACGAAUGCCCCCAGUGCGGGAAAGGCUUUGGCACCAAGGAGAACCUAGCCAGCCACCAGCGGCUCCACGCCACCGAGAGGCCCUUCAAGUGCGGCGAGUGUGGGAAGAGCUUCACACAGAAAGCCCAGCUGGUGGUGCACCAGCGCAUCCACACCGGGGAGCGCCCCUUCCGCUGCACCGACUGCCACAAGGGCUUCAUCGACAAGUCCCGGCUCAUCGUCCACCGCCGGAUCCACACCGGCGAGCGGCCCUUCAAGUGCACGGCCUGCGGGAGGGCCUUCACCCAGAAAAUCGCCCUGACCACCCACCAGCGAGUCCACAUGAGGGAGCACGAGGCCACCCGGGAGCCCAACAAAUACUCCAAGCAUGGGGAGAAUGACUCGGGCAAGGCCCAGCCAGGCGAGGAGUGGCCCUUCCCCUGCAACGUGUGCGGCCGGGGCUUCCGCAAGGAGAUAGCCCUCAUCACCCACCAGCGGGUCCACACCAAGUACGAACCCAACAGGUGCAGCAAGUGUGGCCAGGUCUUCCCUGACAAGGCCCAGCUGCUCCUGCAUCAGCCCUCCCACGCGGAGGACCGGCCCUUUAAAUGCAACACCUGCGGAAAAGAUUUCAAGCGGAAAGAGAUCCUGAUCACCCACCAGAGAAUCCACACGGGAGAGGUGCCUUUCAAAUGCACCGAGUGCGGGAAAAGCUUCUCCCAGAAGGCCAACCUCAUGAAACACCAGCUCACCCACACCCGGAGGGGCCCCUUCAUCUGCUCUGAGUGUGGGCAGAGCUACACCACCUUAGGGCAUUUUAAAAGGCACCAGAGGAACCAUCUGAGAAAGCGAGCCCCUUCUGGGGAGGGGAAAGACUUGGCAGGGGAGCAGGACACAGAUGAGCUCCUGGAGACGGGUGUGCACAACGGGCCCAUUAUCGUGGUAAAGACGGAAGUCAAUACAGAUGAUUAUGAGGUCCUGCAGGUCCCAUGAAACCUCCCUCAGCAGGGAGUGGUGCGUGUGUAAAGGGAUCCUCCAGAGGCAAUGCAGGAGUAAGGGCCCUGGUGCUGCCAACCCGUAGCGUUCAAUGAAUCCCAGAUCAAGCUGCCCUCUCCAGUCAUGAGAGUGGCUAAAAUGUCAUGAGAUUUGAGAAAAAAAUAAUACAUGUGGGGUUCUUUUUAUGAGCCUUUGGGGGUCACGUUUUCAAGGUUUUCUCUGCAACCACAUGGGCUAGAAACUUACUUUUUCAGUGAAAUCUGUGAUUUUGGAUGUCUUCACGUGACUCCUGGAGCUGAGGCUUUAAGGAAAAAACACCAAAUAUCCCAAGAGUUGGCAACACUGACUCUUCCAUAGAUCGGUAUCCAGCACUCAGCAGCACCAAAUAUCAAUAUUAAGCUGACCUGGGUUGCAGGUGGUCUGGGAGAACAUCAGCGAUUCACUGCAGUGUAAAACGUCACCAGUCAUCAUUCCAUACGACAGUAAGAGAGGCAGAUAUCAUCACAGGGCUCUACAUGGAUGGACUGGUGGGCCGAUGCAGAGCCCCGUUGAAGUCAAUAGGCUCCCCAUGGGAUGCAGACAUCCACUUGUGUGGAAGGGUUACCUGGAUCAGGGCCAAUGUACCUAGAAAGAGAGCACCUACUUGAAGAGGAGAUAGGUCCAGAUCCUCAAAGGUAUUUAGGUGCCUAAUUCCCAUUGGCAUCCACAGGGAGUUAGAUGCCUAAAUACCUUUGAGGAUCUGGGCCAUAGUGUUUACUUCAAAGUCUGAUCUUUGUUGAUGAUCACGCUUUAAAAUACGCUCACAGACGGUUUUAUUUCGCUAUGCGAUCACCAGUUUUAUUGUUUCAAUACAGGACAUUCACUGCAAAAGCACCGUUCUGGUUGAGGAUCGAAACACACAGGUUGCCUGAUUCACGGCUACGUUAUUCCAGUUUAAAUCUGCCGAUUCCAGUGGUGUAAAACUGGAGGAACGGAGCGGGAAAUCAGGCCCAAGCUAGUUCCGGUUUUGCUGUAAGCUCCUCAGCUGCCGCACAUUGGCAGAACUCAGCUGAAGUCACUGGACGUACCCCAACUUGCAUCAGCUGAGAAGCAGGUCCGUGAUUCCCACAAGAUGCAUUUUCUCCCAUGCUCUUGUAUCUAUAUAGUCCAGCAGUUCGGUGUCCAGGAGCUCAGAGUAUGACAUGUAUACAAGGGGAUGACAUUAGGAAGAAACUGUAACUUUGGGAUAGUUAGGAUAGUAACUUUGACUAUCCUCUCUGAUUUGCAUUUAAAUUCUUAACCAUAGCAUUGCCCUGGCCUAAGGCCCUUCCCCCUCUGUAGAAAAUCCAUAUGAGAGGGAAACAUGGGCCAUGAUCCUGAGAACCUGUAACUCCCAUGACUUCCCAACAGUCUAAUCCAGGAGGACUUGUGUCCCAAGCCUGCCAGUCCCAGGACAUUUGCAGGGCAGGGUUGUCUACCUCUUCUCCUUCACUCCUUGCUUGCUGGCUGUAAAUCUCGCUAAGGCCUUAUACGGCUAUGGGUUCCCAGCUCCCCUGGGUUAAAGCUGCUGGGAUUGCUAUGUAAAGUGGCUCUCUCGUGACUCCGCCCUGUGCAACCCCAUGAAAAGCCACUGAACCCCAGUCACAUGGAGGCUUGGGGAUGAAGAGAGCAAUGGCAGCUGUAGGGGCAGCCAAGCACUGCAGCUCCAUCCAUCCCAUCUGGCCCUGGGCGGCCGGGAGGAUGGCAGGGCUCAGCCGUGGUUUGGAAUAAACGUCGGAACCAUUUCAUCAAUACCUGCCGCCUUCUGCUCUCUCUCCCCUUCCCCAGCAGUCAGGCUUUGCAUUACAGACAGGAUCUUGGUUCCUCCAGGGUACGUCUCCACUGCGUCAGGGAGCGAGCCGCCCAGCCCGGGGAGACAGCCUUGUGUUAGCAGGGCUCACGCUAGCAUGCUACAAAAUAGUUGUGUGGACAUGAUGGCGUCAGCAGAUGUUCAGGCGAAGCACGCGGUCUGAGACCCACCCUACCUAGCCUGAGCCUCCACCCGGGGCCGCAACAUCCACUCUGCUAUGUUUGAGUGUGCCAGCCCAAGUCCCGCUAGCAGGAGUCUGGCUCCCCAGACUCCUUGCUGCAGCGGAGACAUGCCCGAAGAGUUCACGGAUCCCUCCUGGGACCUGCUUUCUGAAGUCAGCAUGCUCCAUUUGCGACAACAGAGAAGCAUGGGAGUUAGAGGUGGAAAAGCCUCAUUCGGACAUUUCCCUUACAAUGCAGGAUUCCCUACCUUGUCCCAACUUUUGUCUAGGGUGACCAGAUGUCCCAAUUUUAUAGGGACAGUCCCAAUUUUGGGGUCUUUUUCUUAUAUAGGCUCCUAUUACGCCCCACCCCCGUCCCGAUUUUUCACAUUUGCUGUCUGGUCACCCUACUUUUGUCCAGUCCAGUUAUUAAAUGUCCCAAAGGAAAACGGCUGCCCCGAUUUCCCUGGGGAGACCGUUCCACAGCCUAAUUGCUAUUGAGAAAGUUCCCCUUAUAUUCAUUUUAAAUGCCCCCUUUCUUAGAUUCCUUCCAUUGCCCUGCAUAUCACACCAAGAAUGAGGCCCAGUGUUUUACUGCACAGGGUCUGCCGAAAUCCAGGUCUGGAUCAUGCAAUAUGGAAGUGCAUCGCUGCUUGCAGGGAGUGCCAAGAGGAGCAGCAUUAACUAAACAAUGAUGGAGGUUUUAAUAAGUCUGUGACUGUCUGAAUGCUGUGGACACCAAAGAGGUGCAUAACUUUUAGCACAUAGAUACGCCCAUCGACUUCAACAGGACUAUUUGUAUGCUUCAAGUUCAGCACGUUUAAUAAUUUCCUCUCCCUCUUCGGUGUGCACAGCAUUCAGAUAGUCAUAGACUUCUUGUGCCCUCCGUCAUUAUUUAUCUCAUACUGCUCUUCUCUGAGUUCCCCCCACUCAGCAAUCCAUUCCCAUAUUGCAGAAUCCAAACCAGGAUUUAGGCAGACCCCGUGGGGUAAAACAGCAGUACAAAUUGGGGUCCAGAGCUGACCAAAAAAAAAUUGCAAAACUUUAACUCUUUCAUUUUGCUUUUUUUUCAAAACUGACUAAUUUUCUCGGUUUUGGAAAUUUCCUCCAACCUUUUUAUUUAAAUUAACCUUUUUCCCUCUCCUCCCCCCCGCCAAAAAUAAUUUUUAGAAAGUGGAAGUAGAAAAUGUUUGGUUUCGGAAAAACUUCACUGUAAUUAACCCAAGCAAUCAAAAUUGGUGCCAGAACACGUAAAGGGUAAACAAAAACGAAUACAUGGAAAAAAAUCAUUGAAAAAAAAAAAAGAACAAUGUUGAAAAAUCAAGCUGUUUACCAAUAUUUGGGGGGGGCGGUCCCUAAAAGGUAAUUUUUUUUUGGUCCAGCAUAUUCUUUGUUCCACACUUUUUGGCCAGCUCAACUGUGUUUCUCAGUCUGCGAGCUAGAGCGCAACACCGACCUCAGUAAACAAUCCCACGUUAACUACACCUGAGUCCUAGCUCCUGAGCUACACGGCACUUCGAAUAAGUUAUCCAGCAAAUGCAACCCUUUAUUCGAUGUCUCAUUUUCAAACUGAUCCUGUUUUCUGACACUCAGUCAGCAACUUGCAAGUAUGCCCCAAUUUGUAUGAACAAAUGUAAGUCAUGGUGAGUUUGGGAACUCUCCAUUUGGUGAUGUGUGACUGGUCACCUGAAUCAUACGGCAUUGUUUCUAUCACCGACUGGAUGACUAGCUUCUCAAACAGGAGAACAACAAAUGAAAUAGCCUAUGUUGUUUGCAGGCAAAUACAACUAUGCAAAUAAGGCCUAGAAAUUCCUCAAACAUCCAUGCCAACAAAAACCCAUGCAAAACUUCAAGAAUAACCAAUAAUACCAUGGCCCAGCCCCAAACUCUUUGGAAGCUGACUGGACAUUCAUUAACUCUGUUUUGGCAAUUGUCAAGUCAGCUCUCCAGAAAAGUGUGACUUCAGAGGGGGAUCUGGUAAUGUGAGCAGAUGAGUUUUUGAGAGAACAAAAGAUCCUGUUUUCUUGCAAAUACUCCUAGCAAUAAACAUAAAAUAGAACAGAAAUUUUCAAACUGAUGCCUGCAGUAGUCAAAUGCUCACAGUUUUCUAUGUGACAUCUGGGCUCUGUCAAGCCACAUUGGCCAGUGCAUCCUGGAAAUGAGAGAACAGUAGGAAAGCAUUUGAGAGUGAGAGGGAACACAGUAGAAAUGGGUUGGGACGGUAUCCAGAGAAGGAGUUUUCAUAAACAGGCCAGCAAAACAAAAAAUGUACCACUCCUGCUGAAUAGCAUCAGAACAGAGCAACCUUUCAGCUUCAACUGGACUCCCCAGACACUGAGGAGAGAUGAACUGGAACGGUUCAAAACAAACACCACUUUGUAUCAGUUGCUUUUCUUGAUCUGUUUAAAAGGACAGCAGUACCUUAAGGUGCCUUGACUCAUAACAGCGGCCCACUUGUAUCUCACAGGUUCGCCUUUCCAAUCAUGGUUUGUAGUAAGGACCAUCCGACAGUUUUGCACAAGGAAUAUAGCUUUCUAUUUAUACAUAACCACCAGUCCGAAGUGAAGCCAGAGCUUGAGGAAGAAGUGGAAUGGGGAGUCAGCACUGCAAGAGGCAAGGAUCUGUUUGCUUUGCAGUGUGCUGUGACCUACUCUGUAUCUACCGUCCCAUUUUGAUCCCUAGAUGUCACUAGAGGUAGCUAGACCUCUUGAAAAAGAAGAGAAGACCGUUGAGAUUGGGAGAUGUUUUGCAGAGAAGGGAGGUUUGUGAAAAGGCCAGUACAGUCCACACAGAUGGGGAUUUCAAUUUCCCAGAUAUAUUUUUACACUCUCUUUUUAUUUAUUAUAAUACAGAAUGUAUUACUGCAGAAUAUUAAUGAACUCGCAAGACCUAUGGACCUCACCUGUUAUCCACGUUGGGAACAUGUGUGUUCUCUCAGCAAUCUAACAUACAAUGCAUUGAUCUUCUUUGCCAGUUUUCUUCACUGGGCUUCUUUUAUUUUGAAAUUAAUUUAAUUCUCUCCAUUUAUUAUUGUUUUUAAUUCAAUCCUUUCUGGCACAUGCUGUGUUGUAUGCAAUAUGAUCCUUAGGCUUAUCCACCUCCUUAGCUGAAAUUUUUAC